UCACUCCCUCCCGGAACGACACAAUGCUUCCCGUCCGCACGAUCAAGCCCAAGACGGCCCGCACGAAGCGCUAUCUCGACAACAAAGGUCCCCAAAUCGUCGAGAACCCGCGCACCACCCUCUUUCUCCGCUACACCAGCUGCUCCGAGCUCACACAACUCGUAAUUCGCGACCUCGUCACCCUCAAAAAGCCGCUCUGCAUCAAAUUCGACAAGAAGAACACCGUCCAUCCCUUCGAAGAUGCUUCCUCAUUCGAAUUCUUCGCCGACAAGAACGAUGCCAGUCUGCUGGUCUACGGCUCACAUAGCAAAAAGCGUCCACAUGCUCUCACAGUCGCGCGCAUGUUCGACUUCAAGAUGCUGGAUAUGAUUGAGUUGUUGGUGGAUCCGGAUACAUUACGCACGAUAUCACAAUUCAAGGGAUCGAAGGUUGCGUUUGGACUGAAACCUUUGAUAUCCUUCUCCGGUUCGGCGUUUGAGUCGCCUGUGCCCAAUGCGUAUACAUUAGCGAAGAGCAUAUUCAUGGAUCUGUUUAAGGGUCCGGAUGCUUCGGCUGUGGAUGUCGAGGGACUGCAGUACAUCAUGAGCUUUUCCGUGGACGAGGAGGAGAGUGCGGAGGUCAAGCCGAAAAUUCACAUGCGCUGCUAUCUGCUACGCACGAAGAAGAUGCCCAACAGUACAUUACCCAAGGUGGAGGUCGAAGAGAUGGGACCGAGAAUCGACUUCCGCGUGGGAAGGAUCCACGAGGCGGAUCCAGGCAUGUGGAAGGAGGCGAUGAGGAGACCGAAGAUGCUGGAGCCCAAGACGAAGAAGAAUAUCGAGACGGAUCUCAUGGGCGACAAGGUCGGCCGCAUCCACAUGGGCAAGCAAGAUCUCAGCCAACUGCAGACACGCAAGAUGAAGGGUCUGAAGCGGAGUCGAGAUGUGGUGGACGAAGACUUCGACGACGAUGCUGCUAUGGAUGGUGCUGUCGAUGAGGCGGACGGCGGUGUGGCGGUGGCUAUGGAGAAGAAGGCAAAGAUCGAGGCUUGA
Molecule: messenger RNA, 1031 nt
Organism: Zymoseptoria tritici IPO323
Lineage: Eukaryota; Fungi; Ascomycota; Dothideomycetes; Mycosphaerellales; Mycosphaerellaceae
Exons: 2
Coding region: 24-1031 (335 amino acids)
Biological process (GO): ribosomal large subunit assembly; maturation of LSU-rRNA from tricistronic rRNA transcript (SSU-rRNA, 5.8S rRNA, LSU-rRNA)
Cellular component (GO): nucleolus
Molecular function (GO): rRNA binding
Source: RefSeq, a predicted model, not a curated record